AUGGCCCAACACACUCUCCCUCCUCUUCCCUACGCCUACGAUGCCUUGGAACCCAUCAUCUCCAAGCAGAUCAUGGAGCUCCACCAUCAAAAGCACCAUCAAACCUACAUCAACAACCUGAACGCCGCCCUGACUGCCCAAGCCACAGCAACCAACUCAAACGACGUCCCAGCCCUAAUCACUCUCCAACAGAAGCUCCGUUUCAACGGCGGUGGCCACAUCAACCACUCUCUGUUCUGGAAGAACCUCACUCCCCCGGGAACGCCAGGCAACGAUAUUGCCGGUGCCCCCGUCCUCCGCGAAGCCAUCGUCUCACGCUGGGGAUCUCAUGAGGCCUUCGUCAAGGCGUUCGGUGCCGAGCUCCUCGGUCUCCAGGGCUCCGGAUGGGGAUGGCUGGUUAGCAAGGGUGGAGCCAAGGGUCGGCUCGAGAUCCAGACUACUAAGGAUCAGGAUCCUGUUAACAGCCCUGAUGUUCCUAUCUUCGGUGUUGAUAUGUGGGAGCAUGCGUACUACCUCCAGUAUCUGAAUAACAAGGCUGGUUACGUUGAAGGAAUCUGGAAGAUUAUCAACUGGGCAGAGGCUGAGAAGCGAUACACUGCCGGUGUUGAGAACCCUCUCAAGCUGUAA
Messenger RNA from Penicillium brevicompactum, 627 nucleotides. Its product is annotated as superoxide dismutase. Gene Ontology annotation, biological process: superoxide metabolic process. The transcript has 3 exons. Lineage: Eukaryota; Fungi; Ascomycota; Eurotiomycetes; Eurotiales; Aspergillaceae. The record is from RefSeq and is a predicted model, not a curated record. Gene Ontology annotation, cellular component: mitochondrion. Bases 1 to 627 code for a protein of 208 amino acids. Gene Ontology annotation, molecular function: metal ion binding; superoxide dismutase activity.